AUGAGGCUGAGGACAUGUGAGAAGCAGAAGGUGAAUUACAGGAAAGGGCUAUGGUCGCCUGAAGAAGAUCAGAAGCUGAAGGAUUAUAUACUGCAAUAUGGCCAUGGAUGCUGGAGCUCCAUUCCUGCAAAAGCUGGAUUGCAAAGGAAUGGGAAGAGUUGCAGGCUUAGAUGGAUAAAUUAUCUGAGGCCGGGGCUGAAGAGAGGGAUAUUUACAUCAGAGGAAGAAGAGAUAAUAAUGAGCUUGCAUGCAAAGUUAGGCAACAAGUGGUCUCGGAUCGCAGCUCAUCUGCCUGGAAGAACUGAUAACGAGAUCAAGAACUACUGGAACUCAUACCUCAAGAAAAAAGUCUUACAAUUAAAUCAUCAAAAUACCAUAAUUUCGUCAAAAGAGCUGAUCAAUACUUCCAUGAAUCAGACCUUCAAUUCUGAAAACUUUCAAUUGGAAUCGAUCAACCAAAUCUCCACAUCUUCAGCUUGCAGCAUCAAUGAUAAUGGAAGCUUCAAAAGCUCUUUCCCUAAGGUUUUAUUUGAAGAAUGGCUAAGUCCUCAAGACAUGGGAGGAAGAGAAGAGUUUGAUGACAAUGGCUUAUUUGAGGAGAUGCAAUCGCUGGAUAUGUUGGGAGAGAUGAUAGGUGACAUUGAUAUGAGCUAUGAUUUUAUUUAUUGA
Molecule: messenger RNA, 669 nt
Organism: Dendrobium catenatum
Lineage: Eukaryota; Viridiplantae; Streptophyta; Magnoliopsida; Asparagales; Orchidaceae
Product: transcription factor LAF1-like
Exons: 3
Coding region: 1-669 (222 amino acids)
Source: RefSeq, a predicted model, not a curated record